GCGUGAGCGUGCUGACGUCAGGGGCCGGCCGGCGGGUCCUGGACGAGGCUUUCCGAGAGACCGGGCCCGGUCCCAGGAGCAGGAGGAGGAGGAGGAGGAGGAGAGGGAGAGAGAGAGAGGGAGAUUGGCGAGAAAAUGAAGAUCUGGACCUCAGAGCAUGUGUUCAACCACCCUUGGGAAACAGUUUUCAAAGCUGCCAUGCAGAAGUAUCCCAAUCCCAUGAACCCAUGUGUUGUAGGAGUGGAUGUAUUAGAUCGACGUAUUGAUGACCAAGGCAAGUUACAUAGUCAGAGGCUGCUCAGUACGGAAUGGGGUCUACCAUCUGUUGUUAAAUCACUCAUUGGUGCAUCAAGGACACGGACAUAUGUACAGGAACACUCCGUUGUGGACCCUGUGAAACGGACUAUGGAGUUAAAAUCUGCGAAUAUAACAUUAACAAAUCUAGUAUCAGUGGAUGAACGAUUGGAGUAUAAACCUCACCCGCAGGAUCCGGAAAAAACUAUCCUUACCCAAGAAGCUAUUAUCAGUGUGAAAGGGGUCAGUCUCAGCAGCUAUAUGGAAGGAAUAAUGGCAAACACGAUCUCUGCUAAUGCAAAUAAAGGACGAGAAGCAAUGGAGUGGGUAAUCCGCAGGUUAAAUGCUGAAAUUGAAGAGUUGGCUGCAUCUGCAAGAGGAAGUAUCAAAAUGCCAAUGGCUGCGACAUCAGUAGAGUAAUGGAGAGUUGUUGAGAAAUAUGUUGCUGGCCUCUGAGCUACUCAGCCAAUUCCUUCCCACUGUGCAUUUCAUUUCCCUAGUUCACCAGGGCUUCAGGUUGAAGCAGCAUAAACCUACUUGAUUCUUGCUCUGUUUCAGUGGCACACCAUGUACAGCUGUCGACUGAUUGUGGUUGUGCACCUGCUAUGCAGUGCAGAGGCUUUCCUGAAGGGGUGUUUGGUUUGUUUUGAUGAAUAUAUUAGAAUAGAUGCACAGAGGGAAGUAUUGGCUUCAAUAUUUAUUACUAGGUAUAUUAUAAUGUUGACAGAAUUGAAAGAUGGCAAAGUUGGUGAUGGAGGAGCUUGUGAUCUCCAGUUUGGCAGCCCAUGUACUUGCAGAGUUUAAAAAUGAAAGUAUUUGUGCUGUUUACUUGAGUUGAUCAUAAAGCAGUACCCUCCCUGGUGGAUCACUAAACAAAGAUCCUGUCUGUUAACUGCUCUGAGAACUUGAGAAAAGUCGUUGCUUUAACCUCCUGUGACAAACAGCAAAUAUUGCAGCAUGCAUAAUUUAAAUUUCAGUAUUAAAAUUAGGAAGUUAAACUUGUAGAACUAUUAUCCAGUUCUCAGUCAUGUACAGCAAUAUUCUUAAAUAAAUGGGCCUUUAUCAUUGUGAGAGAUAAUAUUGUACAGAAUUUAAGGAGCUAAAACAUUUAGAUUUGAAGUCUUCAGGUUAAUAACAAGUCUGCAGCAGAAAACCAAUUGUAUAGCCAUCAUCCUAAAAAAAAUGUUGAAAUUGUGCAUUUUGUAUGAAUGUUCCUGUGAAUUUCUGGGUGACCAAAUUUUGGUAAUCUAUUUGUUUCAUUAACAUUUACAAUUUAACCCAGUGUGAAUUGUCCAACAAAGUUGCCAAGGAUUUUCUAUGUUGUGUCAACAUUCCGAAAGCACUGAAGCAUAACUGAAAGUUUUCUGAAUGUUGUGGAACUUAGAUCAGGUGCUUUUUUAAAAGAGCAGCCAUAAGAUUGUUCUGCCUUAAUUAUUUUUAAUCGUCACAGGACUGUCCUCUGAUCUAACAGUAAAUUAGCACAAGAAAAUGCGGUUCGCCUCACCUCAGUUUAUUAAUUUCUGGAGUUAUCAAAUUUUCACUGAAGCUUUGUGAUCAUCCUUGCAUAUCAUGGCUACCUUAGUAACUAGACGUGGGGCUCUGUCUUCUGACCCUAAGACCCAGUGUUGGUUUUGGCUACUGAUCUUAUACCCAGGAUGCUACUGUAGCCACUUGUUGACCAUAGGGAAUCAAUACUUUAGUAGCUCCACACUAACGUCUCACGGUUAAACAUAGCAUUACCAAAUGAGAAUUCUUAUGCUAUGUUUUCUGUAGAGAAGAAUCUUUGUUGUGGUAAGAGACACUUGACAAAUUCUGGAGCUAGGCUCGCCCUCUGUGGUCUCUUUUAUUCUUAAGUUGCUUUAAAGGUUUUCAAAGCACUUAAGAGUGUACAGAAUUUGAAUUUCAUUGUAUUUUGCAGGGUUCUAGUUCCAAAGGUUUCCAGUUCUGAAUGUAAAGUGUUUACUGUAACUUGCAGAGUUGUUGAUUGAAGUGUCAGUUUGCCAUCAACCCUGCCUCAGGAUCAGAAGGCAGCUGAUACAAGCCACACUAAAACAUUGACAAUACAAUAGUGACACAGCACAUAGUAAUGCUAUUCUUCAUAUGAAACUUUAUCAAGUUAAGCGAUCAUAAAAGACCCUGAGUCAGUAUUUGACAAAAGGGGAUUUCCUACUGCUUUGGCUAACAUUCCUCCUUCAGUGCCAUCAAAGGUGUAUUAACUGAUCACUUUUUACUAGUUGUGGGACCUCGCUGUGUUUGAAAUACUGUAUGUUACUCUAUACAAGUCACUCAAUGGUAUUUAGUUAAAGAUGAGCUUAAGAAGUGAGUGCUUCAUUAAUUUAUUAGACUUUGACCGUAACUUUCGCUACAGUUUGGAAUUGAGAAUCAUAUUUGAGCUGGCAUACUUGAAAGCUGCUUAUCUCCGAGCUCUCUUUCUGUACCACUUUUUUUGUUUUUAUUGGGAGACUUGAGAGCUUUUGUCUCCUGAAGUGAUGCUGCUGAGCUAUUCCCUGUUAUGGGCACUGAUUUUACAGAGUACCAGCUAUGUGCAGCAGGGUUUUGGUUUGCUCUCAGGGAAGGUUUUGUGCUCUGCCUUCAUUAUACUGAGAGGGAGGGCAAAUGCAGAGCUUGUGUCUCCUGUGCAGAAGUUUGCUUCAGUGGCAAGUACCAAUUACCAAUGCCUUCAUUCACCUGUGCCUUCUGACCCAGGACACAAUGAAAAUCUGAUGCAGAGACUUGUGGGUACUCCUGAUCUUCACUAUUUUCCAUAAAGCAUCACAUACAACAUUUCUUGUAAUAAAAAAACUCCUCUUUGUUCCAAACAUCACAUUUUAAUUUAAGCAAUCCUGUUAGCAAUACUUAAUAUACGUAUCUCUCAGUUCACCUUGGAGUUUUGCCAUUGUCGAACAUACAGAUAAUUUGUGCCACUUAAACGUGAAUAGGAAUGAAAUUUUAAUAAAUUGGGUUUCUCCAUUAAUAUAUUGGAAAAUGUCACUGCAUAUAAUGAGUUUGCUGUUAAGGCUUAGUUUGUAUAACUGUACAACAAGGAGUUGAGCUUGAAGUAGAUAAAUACAUAGGGGAAGGUAUACUCAAUGUUUCAGGUCGAUUAACUUUUCAUCAGAACAACUUCUGACAAAGGUCAAGAGACUGAUGUAUUAAUGCUACCUUCCUCUUACCACCUAAGCUGAGUGUUUGCAGCAUAUUUUAUACAGGACUUCAGAUAUUCAGCUUCUGUGGUUUUCUGUUGUAUGGUAAGUAGCUCCAUGUCGAAGAGUUCACACGAGUACAGUUUUUUUGUGGGAUAGUUUUUUUGAUUCUCUGGGAAUACGAAGUUUGAUGCCCUUCUGGAGAAGUAGGUGAUAUGGGUGGUUCAUCCCCAUAAACUUUAUAUGGGGUUUAGUCUGGUUUACUGCCUGAUAUCUACAAGCUCAAAAGACCGCUCUUUUAAAAGUGGAGUCCAAAAGGAAGCAGGUUUGAUUAGGCAGCGUAAUCCAUACUGUUUUGAGAGUUUAAAGGGACAGUUCUACAUAGAAUUCUGUUGUAUGUUAAUUGGACUCGGAGGGCUGUUCUGUGUUCCACCUUUACACCUACUUUUAUGAUACAAUGGAUGAUCCUUCCUGGACCAAACUGUAUCUACUUUUAUUUCUUUUGCUACAUAAAAUGUCCCAAGGUAUGGAAGGUUUUACAGCUACAGAAAUACAAACAUUUUUUAUAUGCUGCUAGUAACAUUUAUUAUUUAAUGUUUUGCUAGAUGAAGGUUUUGUUUAACUUAAUGUGACCAACAAGAAGAAUGAAACAUUGCAUUAGGCUAAUUCAAUUCAAACACAACAGUGUUACAUUUUUUAAAAUGACUUUCCUGUGUAAGAUCUCUGCUACUUUGCAGUUCCAUAACAUUUUUGUAUGGAAUAGUAUUUAUUUUAAUAGCACUGAAUUGUACUUCAAGCUCCAGCCAAGUUGUUAACAUUUUUAACAACAGACAAUAAAAUUUAGUGUUUUUAAAGUA
Chiloscyllium plagiosum (whitespotted bambooshark) is the source of this 4294-nucleotide messenger RNA. RefSeq names its product PRELI domain containing 3 (gene prelid3b). The record is from RefSeq and is a predicted model, not a curated record. Gene Ontology annotation, cellular component: mitochondrial intermembrane space. NCBI's taxonomy places the organism in Eukaryota, Metazoa, Chordata, Chondrichthyes, Orectolobiformes, Hemiscylliidae.